Molecule: messenger RNA, 595 nt
Organism: Castor canadensis (American beaver)
Lineage: Eukaryota; Metazoa; Chordata; Mammalia; Rodentia; Castoridae
Source: RefSeq, a predicted model, not a curated record
AAAAGAAGAACUCCAAAGAAGAUGACAUUUGCUAUCCACCUCUUCUACCUAGCAAGGUAGAUCUCCGGCAGGUCACCAUAAUUCCACACAAUGAAUGGAAAAGGAUUCAGGACAGCCUCGACAGGUUGACAAGAGAAGCAGCAGCUCUUCGUGCAGAAAGAAAGGCAAAGAAAGAAUUGCAUUUCAAAUCCCAAAAUGUGGUAAAGCACUGGACUAACACAUAUGCAGGGAUGAAAGAACAGAAACUUAAAGCCAAAAAAAAGCGGGAUGAAGAAAUUGAGGCAGAGAGACAAAAUCUUGAUGUGGAAGAAGAAAUAUACAAACAAGGAGAAAGAAAAAAGGCUAUUGAGAAUGCAAAGCAAUAUCAGUUUUACCAAACAGAAAGAGUGAAAAACUUUAAUUCAGGACUUCUUCUCAGUAGAGUUAUGAAAGAGCGAGAUGCCCAGAUUGAAUUCCAGAAGAGUAGGAUAAAAUCAGAUAAGAAAUGGGAGGAUCAAUUGAAAGUCAACAUUGCAAAGGCUUUCAAAGAAGAGCAAGAAAAAGCAGAAAAACGACACAGAGAGAGAAUAGCUCUUGCCAAAGAUCAUCUGAAACA